Molecule: messenger RNA, 1035 nt
Organism: Fraxinus pennsylvanica
Lineage: Eukaryota; Viridiplantae; Streptophyta; Magnoliopsida; Lamiales; Oleaceae
Source: the annotation of a GenBank genome assembly
AUGGCAUCAGAGCCCAAUGGCGUGCAUGAAAAUGGUACAUCUUCAACAUGUGUUGAAAAUGGAAAGCCACUGUCGAUUGAAAGAACCGAUGACAAGAAUAAAAUAGUGAGACACCCUCGAUGGACGAGACAAGAAACACUUUUCCUCAUAGAAGGCAAGAAGGUUGCAGAGGAUCGAGGGCUAAAGGGUAGAAGAUCCAGUUCAAUUUUCGGGUCGGAACAGUAUGAACCGAAGUGGGACUCAGUCUCAUCAUACUGUAGACAGCGAGGAGUGAACCGAGGACCAGUUCAAUGCCGGAAAAGAUGGAGUAACCUUGUCUGUGAUUUCAGGAAGAUAAAAAUGUGGGAGUCUCAGGUAAAAGGAGUUAAUGAAUCGUUCUGGACAAUGAGAAGCGAUUUGAGAAGGGAUAGGAGACUCCCUGGUUUCUUUGAUCAAGAAGUCUACGAUGUCUUGGAAGGAAAAACAUUCAUAGACGAUGCAUAUCAACUAGCACUUGUGCCAGUAAGUCCAGAUGAAAAGAAUGGUUAUGGCAUAGAUCGGGUUGGAGCCGAAGAUGAGGAUGAGAUGGUGGGGGACGAGGAGGCUGAGGCAGUUUUCAAUGGAAAUUAUCACAGCAUACCAGAGGAUAGCCUUUUCCCAGAAUUUGAACAGGUCGCACAAGAUGAAAUCGGUGAGAGUCGAGGAAAUGAAAAAGCUACAAAAGAUGACAGAACAAAGUCAAUUCCUUCACCAGUGCCAAUAUCAGGUGCAGAAAGAGGGAAACGGACACAGCCAAAUUUCAAGACAGGAUCUACUAUGUUUCAGGAGGGAGUGAAGAGAAGAAGAUUUUCAUCAGAUGGAUGUCAAAGUAUUGAUGCAGCUGAUCGCUUAAUCAAAGUUCUCCAGAGUAACGCCAGUCUUCUGAAUGCACAACUUGAAGCUCAAAAUAUGAACUGUCAAGUCGACAGAGAGCAGCGAAAUGACCAGCACAACAGUUUAGUCAUUGCUCUUAACAAGAUUACUGAUGCACUAGCAAAAAUUGCAGAUAAGUUGUAA